This is a messenger RNA of Penicillium nucicola, 1275 nucleotides long. RefSeq names its product putative cell surface protein (gene cspA). The transcript has 2 exons. The coding region runs from base 1 to 1275 and encodes 424 amino acids. Lineage: Eukaryota; Fungi; Ascomycota; Eurotiomycetes; Eurotiales; Aspergillaceae. The record is from RefSeq and is a predicted model, not a curated record.
AUGAUCAACUCCGUUGCUCUCUUGGCCCUUGUUGCCAGCCCGGCCUUUGCCGGUGUCAUGCAAGCUCGUGGUGAGGACUUCAUCAAUCCCGCUGCUCAGGCUUCUGCCGUCGCUCCCAAGGCUGAGGCCUGGGGCGAGAGCUGGUCCAAGCCCGCCCACGAGUCUUUCACUCGUCCCACCGACAAGCAUGAGUCGUGGACCACCCCGUGCACCACCUCCACCACCCCGGUGCACACCCACACCACCCCGACUCACUCCCACACCACGGAGACCAAGCCCACCACUCCUUGCACCACCUCCACCACCCCGGUGCACACUCACACCACGGAGACUAAGCCCACCACUUCCACCACCCCGGUGCACACCCACACCAAGCCUCACACUCCUGUGAACCCGGGCACCACCAAGACCCUCACUAUCGUGACCACCACCUGCCCUGUCACCACUGAGACCCACACCUCGGGCUCCAAGACCUUCACCGUCCCCGUCACUGGAACAAGCACCAUCACCAUCACCAAGACCACCGUCUGCACUCAGUGCGAGGAGAAGCCCAUGACCUUCUCCAACGCUACUGUGCCCGCCACUGCUGGCCCUACCGCUCCCGCUAAGGUCACCAGCGCCGUCGUUGUGUCUUCUGAGACCCCUGCUCCUCCUCCCGCUUCUUCCAAGCCCGCUGUGCCCGUUGUGCCUGCCUCCAGCGUGCCCGUUGUGCCUGUUGUGCCUGCCUCCAGCAAGCCCGCUGUUCCUGUUGUGCCUGCCUCCAGCAAGCCCGCUGUUCCUGCUGCCAGCCAGCCCGCUGUUCCUGCUGCCAGCCAGCCCGCUGUUCCUGCUGCCAGCCAGCCCGCUGCCUCAGUUCCCGCUGUCCCUGCUGCUAGCCAGCCCGCUGCCUCAGUUCCCGCUGUCCCUGCUGCUAGCCAGCCCGCCGCCUCGGUUCCUGCUGUCCCUGCUGCCAGCCAGCCCGCUGCCUCGGUCCCCGCUGUCCCUGCUGCCUCAGUUCCCGCUGUCCCUGCUGCUAGCCAGCCCGCCGCCUCGGUCCCCGCUGUCCCUGCCGCCAGCCAGCCCUCCACCCCUGAGCAGUCCACCACCCCUGAGACUCCCUCUACCCCCGAGCAGUCCACCACCCCCGAGACUCCCUCUACUCCCGAGUCUACCCCAUCUACCCCCGAGCAGCCCGGCUCCUCUUCCACCCCCAACACCUUCACUGGUGCUGCCUCCAACGUCAAGCCCGCUGCCGGUCUCCUUGCCGGUAUCGUCGGUAUGAUGGCUCUCCUGUAA